GUCAAACAUAGUAAGAAAAGAGAAGGAAAUGACGGACGUGUUUUAUAACCGUUUGUAAAGAGUUUUCAACCUAAAUGCAUGUGUCGAGAUGUCUUUAAGAAUAUGUGCACUAUUACACUAUUGGAAGGACGCAGCAAAUGUUCGUAUGGCGAUCACGAGUAAUUCGUUUUCUUCCUAAUUACCUGGCUGGCCCUAAUGUCCAUAUUAGCCUACCAUUGAAAGGUCGACCCGACCGUCUGAAUGAUAUGGGGACGUGUCACAACAACCCUAGACAACAUUUAAUGUUUUAUUUGUCGAAAGUUUCACUGGUCAUAAAUUGAGAUGACGUCUCGUGGCUUGCCACUAUUUCGGUGCGUUUGGGGAAUAGCGAGGUCUGGACACCAUCCUGGGCAAUCUCGACUGAAUAACGUUUCCUCAGGAUGGCCACAAAGUCAGGUUGCAGGGAAGAAAAAAUAUUUCAACCUCCCCAACUUGAAAGAGGAAGAACUAGAAGAGCAGUUUGUGCGUGGAUCUGGCCCAGGUGGACAAGCCACUAACAAAACAAGUAACUGUGUGGUACUCAAACAUAUUCCCACAGGUAUUGUUGUGAAGUGUCAUCAGACACGCUCCGUGGAGCAGAACAGGAAGCGGGCACGUGAGAUCCUGAGACUGCGCCUCGACGUAUUUCUCCACGGUGAGGAGAGUGAGGUGGAGCAGAACAAGAAGGAGGCUGUAGUGAGAAAGCAGGAGAAACGGCGCCAAGCCAACGAGAACCUUGAGAGGAAGCGCCUUUUCAAGCAGAGCUUGCUGGAGGAGCUCCCCCUAUCCAAAGACAACAAGAACCAGGGAUGAGAUGUCUGACUCACUUAGUGCUGGUGUGCAACAUUUGGGGACACAGACCUCCCUACAAAACAUAACAUCUGACAUACAGCCAGAUGGAUCACUAGGUCUCUGUCUGUCCUGUGAAGUCUACAGUUCUUCAGACUUGUGCCUAAGGCCUCUGGGAUAGAAUCCAGUCAGAGUGCUCAUGGAUAGUCUACUUAUUAACAUUGUGACUCAACAACAGAGAGGACGACGAGGAGCAUAGAAUUGUGAAAAAGGGAAAUUAUGCUGAUCGUUAAAACCCAUUGCAUGCAUUACACUAUGGGUAAAGAGUUUGCAAUCCAGAAUGUUGAGCAAUUCCACACACAAGUAUUGAAGAAGUAAAAUGUGAAAUGCCUUCUUAUGUGCAGUACUGUUUUGUGCAUUGUGCCAGCAGCACAACAGACAUUAAGAUUGUGCCCUCUCAAUCUGACUUUAAAUGAUAGGAGACAAUUUACAUUAAAAUAUGUUUUACUUAUUACACUUAGUAAUAAACAAGGAAAUGCAAA
Molecule: messenger RNA, 1349 nt
Organism: Alosa sapidissima (American shad)
Lineage: Eukaryota; Metazoa; Chordata; Actinopteri; Clupeiformes; Clupeidae
Gene: mtrfr
Product: mitochondrial translation release factor in rescue
Exons: 2
Coding region: 322-831 (169 amino acids)
Biological process (GO): translational termination
Cellular component (GO): mitochondrion
Molecular function (GO): translation release factor activity
Source: RefSeq, a predicted model, not a curated record